AUUUGAAAUUGACCAGCUUGGCUCCACUUGAUUAGCCGGGUUAAACCGAAGAAGCCGAAAGGAAACAAUUUAGUUUACUUCAGUGAAGAGCCGAAGAUUCGCAAGAGUUACCGCUACUUUUUCUUUUUCCUGACGGGGUAAAAAUUAGAAUCAUUCUCUGAUCUCAUCUCAGUCAUCCGCCAACAAAACCAUCAGACAAGCAAGGAUCGACGUUGAACAAGAAAUCUCCCAUCUAGCUUAUUCGUGAAGGUCGCCAAUAAUGGUGGCGACAAAGCCCAACGCUUCUACUCCUAUUACAGGCAAAAUGAGUCCGCGCAUUUGGUUUUACUCCAUUUUGCUCAGUCUUCAAUACGGAGCGCAGCCACUUAUCUCCAAGCGCUUCACCAGACGGGAAGUAAUUGUAACGUCGUCAGUCUUGAUAUGUGAAAUAGCAAAGGUUUUAUGUGCUAUAAUUCUCAUGGCGAAAGAUGGUAGCAUAAAGAGACUGGCGAAGGAAUGGACUUUGAUGGGUUCACUUACUGCAUCGGGUCUUCCUGCUGCAAUUUAUGCACUUCAAAAUAGCUUGUUGCAAAUAUCUUACAGGAACCUGGAUUCGCUUACUUUCUCAAUGCUGAACCAGACAAAAAUAUUUUUCACUGCCUUAUUUACAUAUAUCAUACUGAGGCAAAGGCAGUCAAUUCAACAAACUGGGGCUCUGUUUUUGUUGAUCAUGGCAGCUGUUCUUCUAAGUAUCGGUGAAGGUUCUAGCAAAGCUUCUAGCACUGGUGAUCCUGAGCAAAUUCUAUUUUACGGAAUAGUACCUGUUUUAGUUGCUUCUGUACUUUCUGGUCUGGCUUCUGCAUUAUGUCAAUGGGCUUCUCAGGUCAAGAAGCACUCAUCAUACUUGAUGACUGUAGAAAUGUCUAUUGUUGGAAGUUUGUGCUUACUGGCUAGUACCUCUAAGUCUCCAGAUGGAGAAUCUAUCAGACGCCAUGGAUUCUUUUAUGGUUGGACUCCACUAACUUUGAUUCCGGUUGUAGCCAAUGCUGUCGGUGGGAUUCUUGUUGGCCUUGUCACCAGCCUUGCAGGUGGCGUGAGAAAGGGGUUUGUCAUUGUUUCAGCACUUCUUGUAACAGCGAUGCUGCAGUUCCUGUUUGAAGGAAAACCUCCAUCAGUAUAUUGUCUCGUGGCUCUUCCACUUGUCAUUAGUAGCAUUUCAAUAUACCAGAAAUAUCCGUACAAAGUCAAAAAGAAGGAAGCCUAAUAACACCUGUAGGCAGGUAAGGGAAUUUCUCAUAGUGACCCCAAUUAUUAUAGUUUACAUUUGUUUUUCCCAAGUUCUACAGGGAGGGUUUACAGGAAUUUUAAAUGUAUGCAAAUGAAGAAGGCAUUUUAUACCUGCUUGAAUUUGGGAAGUUAAAGAAAACCCAAGGCUUUGAUGCAAUUCUUACCUUUUGGAGCAGUAUAAAGUUGUAUGAAUUAUGAAUUGAAUAAUCAUGUAUGUGAUUGUGAAGUAAUUGAGAAGAUCUAUAGAAUUCUUUUUAAUGAGAAGAAAAUACAUAGUUAUGGA
Gossypium raimondii (Peruvian cotton) is the source of this 1549-nucleotide messenger RNA. RefSeq names its product UDP-N-acetylglucosamine transporter ROCK1. NCBI's taxonomy places the organism in Eukaryota, Viridiplantae, Streptophyta, Magnoliopsida, Malvales, Malvaceae. Gene Ontology annotation, molecular function: pyrimidine nucleotide-sugar transmembrane transporter activity. The transcript has 7 exons. The coding region runs from base 260 to 1243 and encodes 327 amino acids. The record is from RefSeq and is a predicted model, not a curated record. Gene Ontology annotation, biological process: pyrimidine nucleotide-sugar transmembrane transport. Gene Ontology annotation, cellular component: Golgi membrane.